ACUACACCAUUAAUCGAUAUUAGUGACUACUUUUAAUGCCUGGAAGAGGAAAAGGAUAUUUAUUACUCUACAAUGACUCUACAAAUCUCGUCUCCAGAUUCUUGCAUAUAGAAUACUACUCCAACUACUAUUUACUCCAUACACAAAAAGAGGAUACAGGAACCACCGAGACCAACCAAGACCAACCAAGACCAUCAACACCACCAAGAUCACCCAAGACCAACCCAAGACACAAGACAAGGGAGACAUCCCCCUCGCCCGCACACAUACAGAUUAGAUUAAACUUUCUCAAAGCCCUACCGCAGACCGCAUACGCAUACCGACUUUCCAAAUUAGAUUUCGACGAAAACUACAGAGUACUCCGUACAUACUUCCAGAGGGUUCAUCUACAAGCAUAGUUUAGUAGCAUUUCCUUAAUUUAAGAACACGGGAAAACCAUCCUCUUGGGUUUCCUCUUCUCUCAACAUCUCCAUAUUAAAUUCUUUGAAGGGAUAACCACAGACCACAAGAAGACCAUAAUACCUCUUCUUCAAUCUUCAACUUUCACCCACAAAUCCACACUUCAUCCUUUCUGCGCGACACAUCUUUUCAUUGUCCCAAGAACUCCCAAGAACCUCCCAAGUGUCAAACACCAACACCAGCCGAAAUACCACAAACAUGGCGGAGAAGCCAGCAGUUCUCAUCAUCGGAGGUCUCGGGUACAUAGGUCGAUUUCUUGCAUUACACAUUCAUAAAAACAAUCUAGCAUCUGAAGUCCGGAUUGUGGAUAAAGUGCUACCACAAUUAGCAUGGCUGGCACCGGAGUUUGCAGAUGCUUGUUCGAAUGAUAAAUUCAUGCAAGCAGAUGCUAGUAAAGAGCGUAUGUUAAUACACACCACUUUCCCCCUUCAUGUCGUGUCUUCAUUCGUCUAACAUCUUACCUACGGCUCUUCAGAAUCACUACCGAGAAUAUUCGAUCGCGCGAAUGGGAAACAAUGGGAUUAUGUCUUCAACUGUGGAGGAGAGACACGAUACUCACAAGAGGAUGAAGUUUACAGGGUGCGCUCAUUGGCAUUGAGUAUUGCUGUAGGAAAAGAGGCUGCAAAGAGAGGCGUCAAAGCUUUCGUAGAGCUGAGUACGGGAAUGGUAUACAAAUCUGAUUCAACGCCCAGUAAAGAAGGGGAUAAGCUGAAGCCUUGGAGUAAAAUUGCGACUUUUAAAUUACAGGCUGAGGAGGAAUUGGCUAAGAUGGAGGGGUAAGUUUGAAUUCCUUAUCUGCACCUUUCGCCUGGCUGCGACGGCUACAUGAAGAGGUGUUUGGGAAGACACAUAUUGUUCUUUGUUCUUUUCACUAACAUCUAGUCUUACUUAGACUAAACCUCAUCAUUGUUCGUUUGGCACAUGUAUACGGCGAAUAUGCUUCACAAUUCGUUCCUACCGCCCUCACCAUGGCACGCAUUUAUCAACAUCUCGACGAAGAGAUGAAAUGGCUUUGGACGAAGGAUUUGCGCGUAAACACAGUCAACAUAAAUGAUACUUGCAAAGCGCUUUGGGCUGUUGCCGAUUGGUAUGCCUCUGGAAAGCCAAACUGGGACGUCAAAUCUAUGGGCAAGGUCCCUACUUUCAAUGUUGUGGACAAAGGGGAAACAUCCCAAGGAUCUAUCGCCGAACUCAUUGGCCAGAUUUUUGGCAUCAAAACUGGAUUUCAAGGACAAUUGGUUAGCACUUUCGCAAAGUUGAAUAUGGAUAGUGUUGUGGAUGAUGUCAACGAAGAGGUCCUUGGGCCCUGGGCGGAUCUUCUCGAGGAAGCGGGUAUUACAAGGCCAGGCCCUCUUACACCAUUCAUGGAGAAGGAAUUGUUGAAGGAUACCGAUUUGAGCAUGGAUGGGAGCAGAAUUGAGAAAGUGGUUGGGUUCAAAUAUGAUUACCCAAGACUUACAAAAGACUUGUUGCAGGGUAUGAUUGAUAGUUAUAUCAGGAUAGGCUGGUGGCCUGUUGCAAAAUAGACAGUCUAUCUUUUCCUCCUCAUCCUCAUCCUCAUAUCUUUCCUUCUUUUCCGUCUUUCUAUUCCAUCUCGUCACAGGAAAUAUAAGAUAUAAGAGAAAGAAAAGGGAAUAAACACAUCACAUCACUGUGUCGAAAUACGAACCAUAUACUCGGAAAACCCCCUGCUACCUACAUAGCACUCCUCUCACCAAAAUCCUUGAAACGAAGUAACGAUGAACGAGCAACGGAUUCGCAUGCGAAAACAUACCCACGAAAAGUCACAGUUACCAGAUUGCUUCAUACCCACUGUUCUAUGCAUCCUUGCUCUAUUGUUUCCUGCGCCCGUUUGCCUUCUUGCAUUCCUUCGUCAUCAUUUGAUAGCGAAUGGAAAAAGAUUAUUCUUCAUUGAUACCAUCUUUUGCAUUUACUUGCGUAUUUUCUUCUUAGUCUCAUACAUUAUUUCAUUUUUCAAUUUAUUUCAUUUUUUUCUCUAACUUGGUUUUGAAAUUAUUCUAUUCUAUUCUACAUCUACAAGAAGAAGAAGAAAAAAAAGAGGGAAAAGAGAAAAAUCUAACUUAACUACCUAACUUGUAUCUGUACGUACUUAUUAUUCAAUCAUGUAUAUGUAUACCAAAUAUUUUAUCGGCAAACUUGACUAGACUAGGUACUUGGUAUCCGCUUGUAAGAAUAUUAUGAAAAGGG
Molecule: messenger RNA, 2667 nt
Organism: Sclerotinia trifoliorum
Lineage: Eukaryota; Fungi; Ascomycota; Leotiomycetes; Helotiales; Sclerotiniaceae
Source: the annotation of a GenBank genome assembly